This is a messenger RNA of Vicia villosa (hairy vetch), 3396 nucleotides long. RefSeq names its product protein TRANSPARENT TESTA 9-like. The record is from RefSeq and is a predicted model, not a curated record. Lineage: Eukaryota; Viridiplantae; Streptophyta; Magnoliopsida; Fabales; Fabaceae. The transcript has 21 exons. Gene Ontology annotation, cellular component: late endosome; endolysosome membrane. The coding region runs from base 135 to 2735 and encodes 866 amino acids. Gene Ontology annotation, biological process: regulation of autophagosome maturation; endosome to lysosome transport; endosomal transport.
AAUAUCCACCUAUAACACAAGUGAUGACAAGGCUAAACGGAAUUCUCCUUCCACUACCGGCACGUUCCGGGCUCCAAUCUGCAGCACGUAUCUCUGCAUGGCUGUUAAUCACACUUCCAAGUUUCAAACGUUGAAUGGUUGUUAACACUUUCUCACCAAACAGCAAAACAAAAACUAAACCAAAACUACUCUCAAUUCAACCCUUUUUGUUCCCAUUCUACAAUGCAAAACACCAACACUGUUUCUUCUAUUCGCACCCCAACCUUCAAACUCCACACCGAAGCAUCACCGUCGCGGUUCCCUUCAUUCUCAUUCCUCUUCUCACCGUCGCCAUGUUCAGCUCCUUCUGGCGAUCCAUCGAUCGCUUCUCCGUUCAACACUUCAAAUGUGUAAUUACUGAACUGCAGAAAAUCAAAGCCGUUAACAAGCAUAAUAGGGAUUAUGUAGAGGAUUUAUUGCAGUGUAUUGUGGAGAUAGUAACCUAUGGUGAUAGACAAGAUCCUUUAAUUUUUGAAUGUUUCAUGGAAAACCAAGUGCUUGCGGAUUUUGUUCGAAUACUUAAGACUAGUGAAAAUUCAAAGAUUGAGGCACCGCUGCUUCAGUAUCUGAGCAUAAUGAUUCAAAAUAUGGAGAGCGAACAAGCAAUUUACUAUUGCUUCAGCAAUGGUUAUAUUAACAACAUUAUUUCGCAUCCCUACAAAUUUGACGGGGGAGACUUAGCUUCAUACUAUGUGUCUUUUCUAAGGGCUAUUAGUGGUAAAAUAAACGGAGACACACUUUGCCUCCUCGUGAAGGUUCAAGGGGAUGCUGUAGUCUCCUUUCCUUUGUACACCGAGGCUUUAAGAUUUGCUCAUCAUGAGGAAAAGAUGAUUCAGACAGCAAUACGUUCAUUAGUUCUAAAUAUAUACAAUGUUAGCGAUGACAUGGUGUAUCAAUUUAUAUUGACUCCUCCGGUUUCCGAAUAUUUCUCCGACCUAGUUCAUAGAUUAAGAGAUCUAUGCUUCAACUUAGACGUUAUUCUUUAUGAUAAAGGCAGGGAGAUGGAAACUCAAAAAAGAAAAAAUGAGCUGAUUCUUCAAUCUGAUAAAAUUGUGGAUGAACUGUACUACUUCAAAGACAUUCUUAGUGUUGGCAAGCCACGUUUGACCAAACUGGUUACUGAAAAUCUGCUGAAUGGGCUCGUGUUUCCUGCACUGUUCUCAUUACUAGUUUCAAAAGAUAAUGAUGAGUCAAGUUUAUCUGCUGUCACUUCACUAUAUAUUGUAUCCCGCCUUCUUCAAAUUGUAGGUGGAAGAAGCAUUGUUAACAAUGUGGCGUGUGUUAUCUUGUAUCAUUUAUUGAACUUAAAUGCGAGAGUUCGGAGUGAAGGGAAUGCUAGUGACGGCCAUGACGGUGUUAAACCUUUUGCGAAGUGCCUGAGUGAAAUUGAAAGAACUAUAUGUUACGCUCCAGAGUUAAAUGGAGCUGAGAGCAUCACCGGGAACUAUUUAGGUGCUCAUUGGGAAGAUUUCAUGUCUGGUUUUAGAACUGAUGAAGUUUGUUACAAAAGGAGAGGAAUACUUGAAUUUGUUUUCUCUGAGGAUUGCAGACAAUUGUUAGCAUCUAUAUUUCUGUUGCUCAUUUUGGCAGAAAGUAAAGAUCUUGAUUGUUUCUUAUCUCCAAUAAUAGGGCUAUCUGGGAUUGGCAAUAUUAUGAUGAAAACUAAUAGUUCGUCAACUUCUAAGCCUGCAGAUGGUAGUAUCUUCACUAGCUUUAUGCCUGAGAUUGUAAACGCCCUCCUGAAGGUUAUGGAGCAAUCCCUCUCUACAAUGAUGCUAUGGCAUGUUGGAUGGUGCUUACUAAAGCUACUUAACUUCAAUAAAGAGGGACUUAAUAGUGAUAAUCUCCUCCAAUUCGCCACUUUAUAUGAUCAGUCUCGUGCACACUUUCUGAAAGAACUUGAUGGAAUUUGGUUUGAUCAUAUUCCAGAUGCUCUAAGAACUGAAUGGGAAAGCUGUAUAAGAGCUCUUGAACAGUCUUCUCACUAUAAGAAUCCACUACUUAUUUUGGAGUUUGCUCUUCACCAACAAUCGAUCAAAGGAGAGACAUCUUCAUAUUUUGCUUGGCAAAGGAUGGAUGAUGCAAUGAAGGCAUUUAUUCUCCACUUCCAGCUCAACACAUUCAUUUUCAAAAGUGUAUUGGCCGAGAAGCCAUUGUUGAACACUAUUGACACUUCUACCAAUGAUUCUGGGGCAAACCAAACUUCAGAUGUUUCAUCUACUAGCUUUGGAUCCAAUGUUUCUUUGGAAUCCGGAAUUCCAUGCCAGAUUGCAUUUUCAAAUUCUGAAAUUAGGGAUGUAUAUGUAAUACCAGUAGCGUACGGAAUGGUUGGAAAGUUGCUUCUUGCAGAGAAACACCCAUUCCGUAGUCGACAUGGAGUUGUGAUAGCAAUUGCUCCACUGGCAGGGUUAUGUCCUAAAAUUGAUGAAGACCACUCCUCGUGGUUGCUUCUUCGAAUAAGAAAUUUUGACCCACGGUAUUAUACAAUUAAAGCCAGAGACAACAACCUAAGCAUGGCCGAUCAUUUGGCUGAUGGGAGAUGGACCCUAGGCUUCCCAAAUGAAAAAGCAUGCAAGGAAGCUCAAUUUGCAAUUCUAAAUGAAGUUACCAAGCAGAGAUCAGCGGCGGAGUACAUGCUUGCUCCGUUACUUCAGAAUGAUCUUGGGUUAUCUGGAGACAAAGGCACCACCUAUUAGGAUACCAUAUGCUAGAUCUCAGCCUGUAUGGAACCACCAUCAACUGAAUUAAAGUCCUACACAAGAUAAGCACCAAGACCACUCCUAAUCAAGAACAAGGUCAAAGACUCUUUAAUCACUAUUGAUUCAUACAAAGGAUAGAGUUCUCAAGUUAAGAAGAGAAACCACGAGUUGUCCAUGAAUACUUCCAAGUUAGAAAAAUGCUAUUUUCUUCCACAUGCUCAGUGCUAUUUGAGGAACUAGGAAAAACGAUAUCAAUCUUUGGAUAUUCAAAUAUACCAAACAACUAAAUAUCAGAUCCUGGGAAGCUCACCCCUAACAACCAGAGAGUUAAAUAAGACCUACCAUCCUAAGAGAUAAAUGACUUAAAAAGAGACUUAAUGUCUCUAGGAAGAACCAAUAACUACUUGAAAAUCUUAUACCAUAAGCCAUCUCCAGGUACGAACCAAUGAGAAAUCGACUACACUAACACAUGACACAAUAAAUCUUAGCUAAUCUUAACUGGAUAUAUUAAAAUGCUACAUUUAAAUAAGUUCUUAUUUUGUAGUUGUCAAAAGAAAUUAUCACUUCACAUUAUUACAAACUAUAGGGAUACUCUAUAGAAAAGUUAUAUAUACGAUUAUGCAUACUACAACAUUUAUAAGCAAUUUAACGAAGUCUA